UAAGGAAGCGGUUCCGUUCCCAUGGUUCUUUGAUCGCAGUCCAUGGGCGGGUACUGCCUUUAUCGCAAGCUAGUUUGCUCCUCAGGAAUUCAUCUCACCGCCUCUUUUCUGCCCUAGUCUAUCGUCUGCCCCUCUUUACUGCCCCAUUACAACGCGCCAAUUCGCGGUCGUGUCGAUUGACUGGUAGUAUUUUCAAAGCUUAUCGGUGUCACAAACAAGGACAAGGCUUUGUAUACCAGGGAGUCUGCUUUGUAUUGACAAUUGGCUCGACACCCCGUUUUCCUUCAUCUUUUUCAGCAAGUUCUGAGUGGUCUUCCGCCUCGCUACCAGUCCCUCCCACCAUGGAGCAAGAGCUCCUAUCGUUGCUUGCGGACACGCAGUCGCCGGUCGCCGAUACAAGGAAGGCCGCUGAACUUCAACUGCUGCGUCUCUACCCCAAUGAGGGCUUUCCUCUUUCCCUCGCGGCUAUCGCUUCUCACGAUUCCGUCCCUACAAAUCUCCGCCAGUCCUCCCUCUCCGUGCUGCGCACCUUCAUCGCUGCCGCCUGGUCUCCGAAUUUGGAUGAGUUUAAGGGCCAGAUCCUCAUCAACGACGUGAACAAGGACCAGAUUCGGAGGGUUCUCUUGGAUUUGGCUACAGUCACAGAAACCCCGGAGCGCAAGGUGAAGUCAUCCGCAAGCUUUGCAGUCAGCAAGAUUGCCAGCGCCGAUUUCCCCGAGCAAUGGCCAGAGCUCCUUCCUUCACUCCUUCAGAUCAUCAACGACGCCAAUAGCACGGCUAGCGCUCUGCACGGUGCGUUGAAGGUUCUACUGGACCUUGUGGAUACAGGGUUCAACGAGGAGCAAUUCUUUAAUGUUGCCAGGGACUUGGUUACCUCAUUGUUCAACGUUGCAACCAUUGAGUCGAGGAAGCCUAUGCUGAGAGCCCUAGCUGUCGCAGUGUUCCGCUCGUGCUUUGAUACCUUGGAGAUGGUACUCGAGCAACACAAAUCUGCGGUCAAACAAUUCAUGGACGAGGUGCUUGGUGGCUGGUUUCCUUUCUUCAUCUCAACUCUGAAGGCACCCUUACCACAGCCUCCCACCGAGGAAGAAGAAAGCAAGGACGGUGAAGUACCCUCGCAAUGGAGGGGCGUUAUCGGGCUUAAAUUACAGGUGGUCAAGACUCUGAUGAAGAUCCGAAUGGUUUUUCCGGCCCUCAUGACGGGUCAGAGCCCGGUAUUUUUCUCAACUAUAUGGACGGAACUAUCCAAUAUCCAGACUGCAUACCACGACUUCUAUAUCCACGAUGAGAGACAGGGUCGUCUAGAAGAUGUGGAUGGGCUUCCCUAUACCCUGGAUUUCUUAGUUCUAGAAGAGUUGGAUCUGAUCCAGACAUUGUUAAAGGCACCUCCUGUAAAAGCAGAACUGCAGCAGCAAUUGCAGAACGCUGGGCAAACUGUGACCAGCUCCAGUUGGCUGCCCGAGAUCCUGAAGCUGGCCGGGUCAUAUGCUCAGAUCACCACAGAAGAGGAAGGGCUGUGGGACAUUGAUGUGAAUCUCUUUCUUUCAGAGGAGACCUCUGUCACCGCCAAUUAUACCCCUCGCACAUGUAGCGGUGACUUGGUGGUCAAACUCGGUGAAUGGCUGAAGGCUCUUGCGGCCGAGGGCUUACUUGUUUACUUGAACAAUGUAUUCGCUGAUGCCUCUUCUACUUGGAAAUCCCGUGAAUCGGCUCUUUUCAUUUUGAACCAACUUCUGCGUGACUUCCAUGAGGUGUCCCAGCCAAUUUCCCCGGAGUUGGCCAGCGGAUUCAGUAAUCUCAUCCAGUUUUCAAUCCAGCAGGAGCAUGACUUUCUGCGGGCGCGUGGCUACCUCGUGGCCGGAAUCUUAGCUCAGGUUGCAGGUGAAGCAUAUGGUGCAACAGCUGCUUCCUAUCUCGAGGCUACUCUGAAGGCAAUUUCCGAAGAUCCUUCGGAAGUUGUUAAGGUCGCGUGCAUCAAAGCUCUUCAGGAUCUCAUGCCUUCCCUUCCUGCCAGCAUGACUGUUCCCUUACAGAUCUCGGUUAUCUCAGCUAUAUCGGAUUUUGUCUCCGAGCACGACCUACGUGAGCCGUCUGACAGCGAUGACCUUAAAGUUACACUCGCAGAAACACUCCGUGAUACAAUCAUGGUGAAUCCUAGUGUCGUUCUCUCAUCUAUUGCCAUCGACGUGCUUUUCAAUAUUGCCAGCAACGGGGCUACCAAUUUCCAAUUAACAAUGAUUGUAACUGAGGCAUUCGAGGAUAUCGCGGAAGCUAUUGCAGAUCAGGGCCAUGAUUCCUUUGUCCGUCUCUGCGAGAAGGUGUUACCCUCAUUGACAGGCGCCAUUGAUGUAGGAAACCUCACGCAAGAGAAUGCGCUGACAAAUUUCGCUGCGGAUCUUCUGCGAGCACUUGCUGAAAGAGCCCUUGAACCUCUCCCUGCCGGGUUCGUGGAGGCCGUUAUGCCCAAGCUAAACCGAUUGUUGUUAGAUUCGACCGACGCGGAGCUCAUUCGCCCGGCAACGGAAGCAGUCAGGCAUAUGCUUUCGCACGACUUUAACCAGUUCGUCACUUGGCGUGAUCCACAAAGCGGAAAGGAUGCGACUGAAGUUGUUUUGGUGAUCAUCGAUCGGUUGUUGGGUCCUGCCGUCGAUGAUAAUGCUGCAACGGAGGUUGGACAAUUAGCAGCAGAAUUAGUAGAGAAAGCAGGAUCGGAAAGACUUGGACCUUACUUACCGCAACUUCUACAGGCGGUCGCUCAGCGACUUGCCACGGCCGAGCAAGCCCAGUUCAUCCAAAGCCUAAUUCUCGUCUUCGCUCGACUGACACUCAUCAGCGCGCGGGAAGUUGUGGAUUUCCUGGCGCAGGUGGACAUCGGUGGCCAGAGCGGGCUCCCCAUUGUCAUGAGCAAAUGGCUUGAGAACUCGGUCAACUUUGCCGGUUAUGAUGAAAUUAAGCAGAACAUCAUCGCCUUAGCGACACUUUACAACCUUGAAGAUGCGCGGAUAGCUCAGGUGCAGGUCAAAGGCGACCUUGUCAUCCAGGACACCGGACGCAUUAAGACGCGAUCCCAGACUCGCAACAAUCCAGACCGAUACACAACUGUGACAGCGCCGCUGAAGAUUGUCAAAGUACUAGUUGAGGAGCUGGCUGCGGCUUCAGGGAGCAAGGAGAUCGAUGCGGCCACAGCAGCAGCCCUAGAGGAAGAAGGUAGUGACGAUGAUGACUGGGAAGAUAUUCCUAGCAAUACCCUUGAUCUCAAUCUUGGAGUCACCAAACAGGAGCUUAUGGCAUUUGGAGAGGGUGGCACAGAAGGAGUGUUUGGUGUGCGCCAACGCGACGAUGAGACGCAGGCUUUCUUGUUAGACUUUUUCAGGAACGCAUCCACUAAACCAGAGUUUCAACAGCUUUUUGCGGCCUUGACUGCGGCCGAACAGGACAAGCUUCGGAGUUUGGGAUGAGCGUUGGGCCGCUAGCUUGAUGCAAGAACGCUGUCGAUAUGCUUGGCCUCUCCCCACCUGUUUCUUUUUUUUUUUUUUAACCUGUUUUCGCUUCUGGUCCGGCCCCGAGAUGUGGAACAUCGUAUACGAUCAUGGCCAUUGACAAUAUUAGUCGUGCGUAUGUAUCUAUGUCCAAUAUAUGUACAUACAAUAUGACGAAUACGAUUAUGGAGAGGUAGGAUAGGGUUUAUGGCUUGGUUGUGCGGCCCCGAAACACUCUAAUGAGUGACUUGAUGGUGCAUAUAUUAAAUAGAGCGCUCAAGUGGCAUGGUCCCGUGGUGCAUGUGCAUUGCAUGAACAUUAGGUCCCUGCAGACGCAAAGGAAAGGCCCACGACCUGCGAUCACAUAAGUAUUUUGGUUUCCCUUAGGGCAGAUUGUAGGCGGAUGUCACAUAGAGAGAAUAAUGAGACGAAACUUGAGUGACACCAGGGCUGCUAGCAGUGCAGCCAACUUAGUACUGGUGUAUUAAUUUUACGAAUGCACCUGCUAUGGCGGUUGGAGGGAGAAGUUGUUCGCUUGGCGCAGGUGAACUAGCUACCAAGGUAUACAACGUUUCAAAUGCAGGGGAUAUUUUCCGUCUUUUUUAAUUGGCCCGUCUCAUACAGCCUCUUACCUACAUUUCCC
Aspergillus alliaceus is the source of this 4122-nucleotide messenger RNA. RefSeq names its product putative importin beta-5 subunit. The transcript is spliced from 3 exons. The record is from RefSeq and is a predicted model, not a curated record. Bases 342 to 3458 code for a protein of 1038 amino acids. Gene Ontology annotation, biological process: protein import into nucleus. Gene Ontology annotation, cellular component: nuclear envelope; cytosol. NCBI's taxonomy places the organism in Eukaryota, Fungi, Ascomycota, Eurotiomycetes, Eurotiales, Aspergillaceae. Gene Ontology annotation, molecular function: small GTPase binding.